AUGGCCGUCGUGGUCGAGCCAACCAUCCCCUUCACCCCCUCCACCCUCGACCUCGAAAACCCAACAAGAUGGACCACCCUCUUCCCCCUCAUCCGCCCCACCGUCCAAUCCGUCCAAACCCCCAAAGGCCAUACCCUCCUCGUCGACACGUCCAAAUCCCAAGGCAAGCAAUACCUCCACAUCGUCGCGGCGGCGACUCUCGGCCACUUCUCCUCCCAACUCCUCGACGAGAGACACGUCACCGCGAUUGUCGUCGCGGAAACAACGGGUGCGGGGAUCCCAGUGACGGCGGGGGAUUUACCCCAGACGCUCCGGAGGGCUGGGGUGGAGAUGGGACCCGGGGUGGUUCUGGUCCGCGCCGGGAGAGCAGCCGAAAGCAAGGCCGUGGUGGUGCAGCAUACACCUGAUGUCCUCGAGGUGGUCUGUGAGGGUGCACUGGCGGCUGAUCACGCGCUGCAGUUAAUAGGGACUGCGAAGGGGGGUGUGAGGGCGAAUCCGCAUACCAUGGCGGAGAUGUUGAAGGGGUUCGUCAGGCGUGUGAAGAUUACGGAGGGUUGGUUUGGGACGGAAAAAGUGGAUGGGAGGGCUGCGGUAGCGAUGCAUUCUGACGAGGGGUCGGAAGGGUUUCGGGGGGCGAAGGAGGUGGUUCGGAAGGUGUUGGAGAGGGCGAUGCGGGAGGUGGACGUGGAUGGCGAGGGUAAGAGGGAGGAAGAAGAUGUGGUGUACAGUGUGCAUUUCAGCGAUGUGAAUGGUCUGAGUCGCUUGGAGAAUUAUAUUAUUGCCGGGGAGAUUGCGGAGGUUUUUGGUAAGUCUCCUACACAACACAUCACAUACAUCACAUCAUAUCACUUGAUCCAUCCAUCCAUCCAUCCAUCCAUCCAUCCAUCCCAUUCGAAGGACAAAUGAAACGAAAUGCUAACGAAAGAGUUUCUUCUAAUCCAGAUUCUCAAAACCUCCCAUACACCCUCUCCCACAGCACCAUCCACAACCACACCCAGCCCGCCCGCGGCUUCGCCAUCUCCCUCUGUCCCAUCCCGCAGCACUUCCUCGCCCCGUCGCCCAAACCCACCCCGCAUCACCCUUCUUCCACCACCACCACCAUCCACCCACCAUCUCCCUCCCACCCCCAAAUCGAACUCCCCCUCUCCGACGCCCACCUCCGGUCCCUCAUCACAACCGGCUGCCAAGCCCUCAUAACCGCCGAACCCACCAUCACGCACUACGACACCAUCGCAGGCGACGCCGACUGCGGCACCACGCUACGCUCCGGCGCCACCACCGUCCUUGCCUGCCUAUCCACCUACCCCUCCCACCUCCAAAAGACUCUCCCGCAUUUCCUCAAGGCCCUUGUACAAGAAUUGGAAAUUUCCAUGGGCGGUACGUCGGGGGCGCUGUAUUGCAUCUUCCUCACCGCGCUCGCAAACUCCCUUGGAAAUGCAACUUGGUCGAAUUCCAGUGAGGGUUUUGCCGCCGCUGCUUUGAAGACUGCGUUGGAGGAGCUGUAUAAAUACACCCCCGCGCGCGAGGGGGAUCGCACGAUGAUGGAUGCUUUGAUCCCCUUUAUCCACUCUUUCCCGGAAGAAGGGGGGGAAGGGGCGCUGAGGAAGGCUUGGGAGGGUGUUGGGAGGACGGAGGGGUUGAGUGCGACUUUGGGUAGGAGUAGUUAUUUGAGUGAGAGGGUUACGAGGGGGGUGCCGGAUCCCGGGGCUUAUGGGUUGGGGGUGCUGCUGGGGGGGUUGGUUGGGGGGAAAGGAGGGGGAGAGGGGGAAGGGGAGGUGAGAAGUAGGUAG
Messenger RNA from Lecanosticta acicola, 1790 nucleotides. The record is from the annotation of a GenBank genome assembly. Lineage: Eukaryota; Fungi; Ascomycota; Dothideomycetes; Mycosphaerellales; Mycosphaerellaceae.